Molecule: messenger RNA, 931 nt
Organism: Amoebophrya sp. A120
Lineage: Eukaryota; Dinophyceae; Syndiniales; Amoebophryaceae
Source: the annotation of a GenBank genome assembly
AUGAAGACGAUAGAACUGCUCGGAAAGGAGGUCCGAUUGAAUCCGGGGGUGGGGAUUUUCAUAACCAUGAACCCGGGGUAUGUAUCCAAUGCAAAAGUAUCGCACUCCGAGUAAUUGGAACUGCAGUUACGCAUGACAAAUCUCAUACUCUAUUCUGCAGUCCAGCAUGACAAACUGCAUCUUUCUGGUUGAGUAAAUUUGUUGUAAUGUGAUUUCUACUACUGCAAUGCUUUUGCAGUGCAUAGUGUGCGGGGCGGAGCAAUUUACCGGAUAACUUGAAGCAGUUGUUCCGCGAAAUGGCGAUGAUCACACCGAAUAAGAGCUUGAUCGCGGAAGUCCAGCUGUUCUCCCGGGGUUUCGCCACCGCGGAAAGGCUUAUGAGAGUGCACAACUCCCCCUGCCCCUCAUGUGUCAUGCAAAAUACCUAACUUACGCCUUGGCUCUUGGCAUGGUUUGCAUGACAAGUUCUGGCAGCCCAAAUCGCACUACACUCCUCUACAAAUUUGUCGUGCAGAACCUGUAUUCUUGCUGAUGCUUGUAUUGCUGUUCAUGCAAUACAAUGAGGGGAGUUCUUGUGCACUUUCAUAAGGCUCGGGGGCAGGAUCGUGUCCCUGUUCGACUUAUGCCUGGACCAACUCUCCCAGCAGCCACACUACGACUUCGGCUUACGGUCCCUUCGUGCGGUGUUAACCACGGCGGGGAACAUGAAAAAGGACACAGCGAACAGCGAGGAAAGUAAAGGACAGGCAGCAAAGCAGCAGUCAGCAGAGGAAAUCGCAAAGGCAGAAGAGGAUCUGCUAGUUGGAUCCAUCUGCAACACUUUGGUCCCGAAACUAGUUGCAGAAGACAAGCCCUUACUCCGGUCCUUACUCUCCGGGGUUUUCCCGGGGCAAGAUUUAGUCGUGAUGGAGGAACGCGAGCUGGAGGAGGA